CCUCAAGACGGGCAAGACCUCACUUGACCCAUGGGCAAACCAAAAGAAUACAAAAACCCAGUGGACACGAAUCUUGAACACUAAGUUAAUACAUCUAACUUUUCAACUUUCCAAAAAUUGUUUUCAAGCACCUGAGUCCAGACACAGAAAAUACCAACCACCCAAAACGUCAAAAUGGGACAGAACUACAAGGAAAUAUCCAAGAUAGCUCUCAAACGCAGAGAAGCAGCCAUUCCAAAAGAAUACCUCCUCCCAGAAUCAGCCCUCAAAGACCUCCCACGAGACCUAACCACCAUCCCGCGAUCCUCCGGACACUUUACCCCAGAAGAACUCGAGAUCAUCGAAAGCAACGCCGAAGACAUCCUCAUCAAGAUCCGAGAAAAGCAAUCGACUUCUUUAGACGUCACAAAGGCAUUUUGCAAAGCGGCCAUUGUUGCACAGCAAUUAACAAAUUGCUUGACCGAGAUCCUGUUCCCGGAAGCUCUUGCGCGCGCCAAAUUCCUAGAUGGGCAUCUGGAGAAGACGGGCCAGGUGAUAGGACCUCUCCAUGGGCUUCCUAUCUCGUUGAAAGAUUGUAUGAUUACGCCGCCUCAUCCGUCGUCUAUUGGGAUGGCGUGUUAUGCCAAUGAAGCUACUACCGAUGAAACUGUUCUCGUCAGUGUGCUGAAGAAGUUGGGUGCGGUGUUUUAUGUCAAGACUAAUGUGCCUACCGCGAUGAUGAUGAUGGAGACUAUCAAUCAUGUGUGGGGAGAGACGAGGGGGGCGUAUCAUAGUGGGACGAGUUGUGGUGGGAGUUCGGGAGGAGAGGGAGUUUUGUUGGCGAUGAAGGGGAGUCCGAUCGGCGUUGGGACGGAUAUUGGAGGAAGUAUUAGAAUUCCUAGUGCGUUUAACGGUUUGUAUGGGUUGAAACCUACAUUCGGACGUUUCCCAAUAUAUGGCACAAAGUCAGGUAUCAGCGGUCAAGACUUCAUCUAUUCUAACAACGGGCCCAUGGCGAGGUCUUUGGAUAUCAUCAAGUUGUAUUGCCAAGCUGUUCUCUCGUCGGAAGUAUCUCCGUGGUAUCUGGAUCCGAAAUGCGUUGCUGUCCCAUGGAGAGGAGAUGUCAUUCAACCCAAAGGACGAAAACUCCGCUUUGGAAUUAUCUCUGACAACGACGGCGAAUACAGCGUCCAUCCACCUAUUAUUCGAGGUCUAGAGAUGACCAAAAAAGCCCUCAUAACAGCCGGUCAUGAGGUCUUCGAAUGGGAACCUUUCAAUCAUCCAGAAAUGGCCAAGGAAGUCAAUUCUUCAUUUUACACCCUAGGUGCAGCAGCCAUUCUGGACCUAACAUUGAAACAUGACGAACCUGUCUAUGGCUCUAUGAAAAAUUAUGAAGAGUAUUUUAAGAAGGGCGAACAUGGGACUCUUGGUCCCACGAGGUUGAGAGAGAUGAUCAUCAAGAGGAAUGCGCUGCAAAAGGCGUAUAUGGAUAAGUGGACAGGUACCGCUGGUGAUGGAAAGGAGGCCAUGGAUGGGAUCAUCGUUGCUUCAUCCCCUUGGACGGCGCCAAGAUUGGGUUUAACACAGAAGACUUUCUGCGUUAAUUUUACAGCUGUGUAUAACCUACUUGAUUAUCCUAUCUGUACAUUCCCUGUAACAUUUGCGGAUAAGAAUAUCGAUAAGGAGAGAAGCGGAUGGAAACCAUUGAAUGAAAAGGAUGCAGAAGUUCAGGCUGAUUAUGAUGCGGAAUUCUAUCAUGGUACUCCGGUUACGUUGCAGUGUGUUGGUAGACGGAUGGAAGAUGAGAAGGUUCUAGAGAUGACUGGCAUCAUUGCCGAUGUAUUGAAGGCGCAUUCUUGAAGGGAAGAAAGAGAAAUGGGCGAGUUUAUGUAUAUAGGUAUUUAGACAUAAGAAUUAUUUAUAAAUCUGAG
Messenger RNA from Mollisia scopiformis, 1910 nucleotides. Its product is annotated as acetamidase-like protein. The transcript has 4 exons. The record is from RefSeq and is a predicted model, not a curated record. NCBI's taxonomy places the organism in Eukaryota, Fungi, Ascomycota, Leotiomycetes, Helotiales, Mollisiaceae. The coding region runs from base 175 to 1839 and encodes 554 amino acids.